This is a messenger RNA of Podospora anserina S mat+, 717 nucleotides long. RefSeq lists its product as uncharacterized. NCBI's taxonomy places the organism in Eukaryota, Fungi, Ascomycota, Sordariomycetes, Sordariales, Podosporaceae. The coding region runs from base 1 to 717 and encodes 238 amino acids. The record is from RefSeq and is a predicted model, not a curated record. Gene Ontology annotation, biological process: protein folding; protein import into mitochondrial matrix. Gene Ontology annotation, molecular function: adenyl-nucleotide exchange factor activity; protein homodimerization activity; protein-folding chaperone binding. The transcript is spliced from 2 exons. Gene Ontology annotation, cellular component: PAM complex, Tim23 associated import motor.
AUGUUACGACAGACCAUCGCCAACACUUCCCGGGCCCUCCGCUCCACCGCCAGGGCCGGCGCCCAAAGACAGCUCGCCAGACCCCAGUUCAUCCAGUCACCAAUUGCCGCAGCCGCCAGGACAGUGGCACCGAGGGCGAGAUGGUACAGCGCUGAGGCCGAGAAGAAGGAGGCCGAGACCAAGAACGGAGAGGAGAAGGCUGCUGAGGAGACCGAGGAGGCCAAGCUCAAGAAGCAAUUAGAGGCCAAGGAGGCCGAAGUUCGGGACUGGAAGGACAAGUACCUCCGCUCCGUUGCCGACUUCCGCAACCUCCAGGACCGGACUGCCCGUGAAAUGAAGGCCGCCCGUGACUUCGCCAUCCAGAAGUUCGCCAAGGACCUCGUCGACAGCGUUGACAACUUCGACCGUGCCCUCACCAUGGUCCCCGAGGAGAAGCUCAAGUCCGAGGAGAAGUCUGCCCACCUCCAAGACCUCGUCAACCUCUACGAGGGUCUCAAGAUGACCGAGAACAUCCUCCUCGAGACCCUCAAGAAGCACGGCCUCGAGCGAUUCGACCCCCACGGCCUUCCCUUCAACCCCAAUGAGCACGAGGCCACCUUCAUGACCCCCAUGCAGGACAAGGAGCACAACACCGUCUUCCACACCCAGCAGAAGGGCUUCAAGCUCAACGGCCGCAUCCUCAGACCCGCCAAGGUCGGCGUUGUCAAGAACAAAUAA